Messenger RNA from Microthlaspi erraticum, 981 nucleotides. The record is from the annotation of a GenBank genome assembly. Lineage: Eukaryota; Viridiplantae; Streptophyta; Magnoliopsida; Brassicales; Brassicaceae.
AUGGCGGAACAAUCGCCACUCAAAUCUCUCUCCUUUCUCUUCCACUUCUUCUUCUCCAUCACUCUACUCUCCUCCGCCGCACAAUCUCGCCUAACCACCGAUUUCUACGCCAAAUCAUGCCCUAGAUUCCACGACAUCGUCCGCGACACAAUCUCCAGCAAACAAAUCACAAACCCAACCACCGCGCCCGCCGUCAUCCGCCUCUUCUUCCACGACUGUUUCUCCAACGGCUGCGACGCCUCCGUCCUCGUCUCCUCCACCGCCUUCAACGUCGCCGAACGCGACUCCUCAAUCAACCUCUCCCUCCCCGGCGACGGAUUCGACGUCAUCGUCAGAGCCAAAACAGCCCUCGAGCUCGCUUGCCCAAACACCGUCUCUUGCUCCGACAUCAUCUCCGUCGCCACUCGCGACCUCCUCAUCACCGUCGGCGGUCCUUACUACGACGUCUUCCUCGGCCGCCGCGACUCGCGAAUCUCCAAAGCCUCUCUCCUCUCCGAUCUCCUCCCUCUCCCUUCUAUGCCGAUCUCGAAGCUCAUCACCCAAUUCGAAAACAGAGGAUUCUCCGUUCAGGAGAUGGUCGCUCUCAGUGGCGCACACUCAAUCGGGUUCUCACACUGCAAAGAGUUCGUGGGUCGGGUCGCCCGUAACAAUACCGGGUAUAACCCGAGAUUCGCCGUCGCGUUGAAGAAGGCUUGUUCUAAUUACCCGAGAGACCCGACGAUCUCCGUCUUCAACGAUAUCAUGACUCCGAACAAAUUCGACAACAUGUAUUACCAGAACAUGGGCAAGGGUCUCGGGUUACUGGAGUCGGAUCACGGGUUGUUUUCAGACCCGAGAACCCGGCCUUUUGUUGAUCUUUACGCUAGAGAUCAAGACCGGUUCUUUAAAGAUUUUGCUAGAGCUAUGCAGAAGCUGAGCCUCUACGGAGUACAGACCGGACGACGGGGAGAGAUCCGGCGAAGGUGCGAUGCGAUUAACUGA